UCAGUUGAAAGAACAAACAAAUUCACAUUCAGCUUGUGCAAAUAAUCAACUAUGACAGAUUAGUAUUAUAGUAACACCAAAAUAUUCUAAUUUUAAAAAGUGAUAUUGCCACUAUCGAGUGCAUAAUCCAGCCAUUUUACAUCAUCAGUGUUUCAAUCAUCAGUGCUUCCUUUAUUAAAGUAACUUUUCUCAUUGAACUCCGUAGAGUGGGCUCGCGCUAAUAGAUGGCCCAUUAACAGUGUUUAAAGUACUUACAACAAGUCAAUGGGGCUAUAAUGCUUUAUGUUAUCUGAUUAUCAAUUAAUUAAUAUGAGUUAACAAUUAAAAGACCAGAGUGAGGUUUUUAGUUCCCCAUUUAAUGUGUUUUACUGGGGUUGUUGAGUCUUGGUUUCAUGAAAUUCAUGAAACAUGCCUUAAAGUAAUAAAAAUGGAGAAGUCACGAUCACUAAAAUAAAUUGAAUCCCUGAAUAGCCAAAGAAGGAAGUGAGAGAUGGUACAGAUCGUGAUAAAGCCCAGGGCAGUGAUCUCAGAUGCAGAACUGGGUUGAAAUUAAAAGCAAAACAAUUAUAACAUUUGAGUAGAUACUUUUUCAUGGGAUUGGUUCAUGAGAGUAAAAAUUGAAAAAUAUACAGUUUAUGUGAGAGUAGUUUGGACAUGGUUUAGAAAAUAGGAAUAAAAAAUUAUGAUUUAUGAUGAUUAAUACAAUAGACUUCCCCAACAUGCAUGAUGGGACAAAAGUCAGAUUUUGUGUGUAACACGGUGGAUGUGUAGUGUAUUAAAAGUGGAAUGGAAACUAGACAUCUCUCACCAGAGGGAAAUGACAGAUGCACUGCCUAAGCUUGGAAAUAUUUGUCACAUUAUUUGCAGGUCUGACCCCGAGUGGAUGAAAUGGAGUCUUUAAAAUGGCUUCUGGUUUUUGUGUUUCUGUCCUUCAAAGUUAUUCAAACUGAAACCUCAUCUUGGACCAUUAAGGUACCAUCCUCUGUUAAAGGUCUCCUUGGAUCUUGUGUGGUGAUUCCCUGCUCAUUUAACUACCCAGAUCCAGGGAAGACUGUCAGUGCAUUCACUGGGAUGUGGACCGACGCAUCAAAUCACCUCAUCUGUCACACUGAUGUGUCUAAAAUAAUGCAGCAGUAUCGGAAUAGGAUAAAUCUGGUGGGAGACGUCCGACAGAAGAACUGUUCACUGAAGAUUGAUCCCCUUCAACAAAGUGACCUUCAACAAGGGCCUUUUCAUUUCAGGAUUGAAAUAGAAGGCUAUGAUAAAUAUUCUUGGAAAGAGCACACAGUCUCCAUUACAAUGAGUGAACCAAAUCCAAUUACUUUCUCUAUGGAAGAGGAGGUAGUGGAGCAUCAAAAUGUGUCUGCAUCCUGCUUUGUGUCUCACUCCUGCCCCGCCUCUCCUGAAUUUACCUGGAGUCACCCUGGAGAGGAACAGGUCCAACUUCUUCAGCUUGAAGAUGGCCAGUGGAAAACAACAUCUAAUUUGACCUUUCGAGCUACCAGCGCUGAUGACAAUAAGUCUUUACAAUGCACCGUAACAUACAAGGGUGGCCAGAAACAGAACAAAUCCAAGUUCCUCAAAGUAAAAUACACCCCUAAGAAUGUGAAGGUUGAGUAUAAGUCAGAUGCAAAGGAGGGAGAAGAUGUGAGGCUUAAAUGCUCCAGUGAUGCUCACCCACCUGUCGACAGUUAUGUGUGGUAUAAUGAAACUGCUGACCGGGUGUAUGAAGGAGAUAUCUACACGCUGCAAAAUGUUUCAAGAAACACAGGGGCCCUGUACUGUACUGCCAGCAAUGCAUUAGGACAAGGCAAAUCAAGCUCUGUGCUGAUCAAUGUGUUAUAUGCCCCUGACUUUAAGACAUCUUCCUGCUCCUCAGAGGCAGAUAUGGUAAAGUGCGUGUGCACUGUGGAGUCUAGGCCUCCCAGCAUGGUUCAGUUUGUGCUUUCUGACAGAGUCCUGCCAAUCACCAAGGUAGAGAAACAUGACUCUGUUACCAUCGGGACUCUGCAGGCAAAGUUGGGAUCUUUUGAGUUUGUCUUCUGUCUGGCAAACAACACGCAGGGCAAUGCAAACCUCUCGCUCUCUUUACCUGUUGACAGUAAUAUGCAGACUAUUGUUAUCAUCGCUGCUGGAGCAGGCGCGGUUGUGGUGAUACUUUUAAUAGCUGUGUGUGUAGUUGUUAAAAAAAGUAGGGGGAGAUCUGGAGAUGCACCAACACCUCACAUGAGCAACAUAAAGGCAGACAAAGAUGUGGAUCUGAAGUAUGCUGCAACAACAAGAAAAGAGAAGAACUAUGAUGACGCGUAUUGCCCUGAGGUUUAUGCUAAUGAUCAUGUAUAUGGCAACAUGGAGGUAUGUCAAGUUGUCCUUAUUCACUCAUUAUUUCCAUGCAUGAAAGAACCGAAUGAGUUAGUCUUGUUUCCUAUACAGACUGACGAGGAUGACGCAAUAUACGCCAAUGUGUAACAUGAACAAGAACAGCGUUGGAUUCAGUGGAAGAACAGCUACAGUCCUUAUGUGUGUUGUCUAACUGAUGUGGAUCACGAAAAUUGUAAAAAUAAAUAUAUACUAUAUAUACUAUAUAAAUAUAUAAAUCUAUAUAGUAUUAUUUUUCUGUAUCCUGUAAUUCACGUAUGUUUUUUUUAAAAAAGUAACAACAAAACAAAAAUAACUAUAUACAAUGCAUUUGUGUUUGCAGUUAUUGUUUCUCCAGAAUUUUUCCUGACUGCUUGUCUGAUAUGUGUUGAUAAAAAAACAUUUAUUAAAGUAAAUAACAAAACA
Molecule: messenger RNA, 2784 nt
Organism: Micropterus salmoides (largemouth bass)
Lineage: Eukaryota; Metazoa; Chordata; Actinopteri; Centrarchiformes; Centrarchidae
Product: myelin-associated glycoprotein-like
Exons: 8
Coding region: 889-2469 (526 amino acids)
Source: RefSeq, a predicted model, not a curated record